Molecule: messenger RNA, 2202 nt
Organism: Silurus meridionalis
Lineage: Eukaryota; Metazoa; Chordata; Actinopteri; Siluriformes; Siluridae
Product: lysophosphatidic acid receptor 6
Exons: 2
Coding region: 348-1310 (320 amino acids)
Biological process (GO): behavioral response to pain; G protein-coupled receptor signaling pathway
Cellular component (GO): membrane
Molecular function (GO): G protein-coupled receptor activity
Source: RefSeq, a predicted model, not a curated record
UUUAGCAGGUUGUAAGCUUCUCUAAAUCAUGAUGCACGAGUCGUUACUUAAAGAGCUUUGAGAAUUCAUUUUAGUUGUGAUUGAGGCCAUGAAUGUACAUCUGGCUUGUUUCUCUAGACAACGGAAGCAAAUGUAACAUCCCCCUUGGGGGAAACAAAUGUGUGCACUUUACGCUGCUGAAAUAUGCUUCCUGAGAACUCAUUUAACACGAAAUACUGUAUGGUCUGCACCCUAGGAGAAAUGAGUGCAACUAAAAAGUUCAGUUCUAUUGCAGGACCUUGACUGACGUAACACUUUCCUUUCACUCCUAAAUGUUUACAGCCUAAGCGCCAACCAAAAGAGGAACUAUGCCAUUUAACACAUGCGAAACCUGGCAGAAUCAAACUCUCAAACAAUCAAACUUUAUUUUUGUUGCUGUGUAUAGUGUGGUCUGUGUAACUGGAAUCACCCUCAACUCCUUGGCACUUGUGGUUUUUUUCUGCUGUACAAAGUCACGAUCACACACCACUGUAUACAUGACCAACCUUGCAAUAGCAGAUCUCCUUCUGGUUUGUACUCUACCAUUAAGGAUCUAUUAUCACUUGGGAUUUAAAAAUCUACCACAAAGGAUCUGUGAAGUCGCUGGUCUUAUACUGCUAGCCAACAUGUAUGGAAGCAUCUUGUUUCUUACCUGUGUUAGUCUUGACCGUGGCCUGGCUGUCUGCUUCCCUCUGUCAUCCCGAGUGCAGGAAGGACGCAAAAAGGCACCACUAGUCUGUGUGGGGAUUUGGAUGCUGACAAUAGGAGCCAGCUUUCCCAUGUACCUGCGUAAAGAAAAUAAGAAUGAAAACAAAUGUUUUAAAAACUUUCCAAUACAUGCUGUGAAACCUGCUGCCCUUGGCUCCUCACUGACAAUAGGAUUUGCGAUUCCGUUGAUUAUCAUGGUUCUCUGUUCAUGGGGGUUAGUACGUGCUGUCAGCAAAAGCACUGCAGUCCAGACAUCUGGCUUGAUUGAUAGCUGUAAGAUAAAGAGGAUGGUAACCAUUAACCUGGCCAUAUUUCUCUUCUGUUUUCUGCCAUAUCAUGUCAUACUACUGGUGAUUUACUCCUACAGAGAUCAUGCAGAAUGCAUACCUUCAUCAGUGAUGUCUGCCUACUACUAUUCUUUGAUGGUAACUUGUCUGAAUGCCAUUCUGGACCCACUGGCUUAUUAUUUUACCACAGAGACUUUUCGGAAAAAUGUCGAAAUAGAUGCUGUUCGGAGAAUGUUGCCCAUGAACAAUGCAAGCUCUGAUGGAAACACCCGCUCCAAAGCACUUGCCAGUACUUGAAGUCUAAAAUAUUGUUUGGCUGGAAAUAGCUGUCAUCAGAUAUAUGCAUCUUAACAAUAAACAAAGUGUAAAGUUGUUGACUUCUACAUCACACGGAGGAUGAGAAAAUCAUCUUGAAUUCUAGGAUAAGAACAGCAAAAUAAAAGCAUGUUACAUAUGUAAUUAAAAAAGAUGUAUCAUGUAACUGAAUUAGUGAAAAAUGAAUGAUAUGCAUUAAAUAUUAGUAGAAAUGAAUGAAUUAUUAUUUUUUGAAUUGCCUAUGGUUAUAAAAAUUCUACUGCAAUUAGAAAUAAAUUAUAUAUUAUUUACAUAAUUUGCAUAUAGUUAAAAAUUAUAUAUAAAUAAAUUCCUUAGUCAGUAUUGUAUUAUUUGUUAAUAAGCUGUUAUGUGGAAGAUACAAAUGAUGUUUUUAAUGAUAUAUGUAUUAAUUUCUUUUGUAAAUAAUAGACAAAAUGCAUGUAUAUGUGAACAAUAUAAUUUUUUUAUGUUGUUGUAAGAAAUGGAACCAAAUUGUCAGAACUUUCUUUGCUAGAAUGUAAACUAUCAUUGAUAUGCCGAUGAUGCUUAUUCAUUUUGUAAGAUUAACCCGAACCAUUUGCAGCAUAUGUAAUGAAUUUGUAGCAGGUACUGAUAAUGCUGGAAAAGUAUUUAUAUUACAAAAAAAUAUUCAUAUUGUGAGUAUCAGUGCUAAAGAUUGUGUUUUUAAUGAGACAGUUUUAGGUUCAAAUCCUGCCACCAACAAACAUUUAAAUUCUGAGAAGAAAAACACAUUUAUCUUUAGUUCCAUUAGCUACAAACCACUGCUUCCUGUAUUGCUCUUUCAUUUCAGUUCUUAAAAUGACACCUGUGCUAUGUAACAAACUUGUAUAUAACAAACAAACAAAUAAAUCAU